Messenger RNA from Zasmidium cellare ATCC 36951, 1023 nucleotides. RefSeq lists its product as uncharacterized. The transcript has 2 exons. The record is from RefSeq and is a predicted model, not a curated record. NCBI's taxonomy places the organism in Eukaryota, Fungi, Ascomycota, Dothideomycetes, Mycosphaerellales, Mycosphaerellaceae. The coding region runs from base 1 to 1023 and encodes 340 amino acids.
AUGCGUUCCAUCCUCGCCCUCGCUAUUGCAGCGCUGCCAGCUACGCUCGUCGCUGUCAAACUUCAAGGACAGAGCUUAAACGCUCUUCUCCCACGUCAGGAUGCUUUCGACUUCCCUGUCCCAUGCGGCAGCUACCCAAUUGGUGAUCCGAAUCCAUGCGAGACAGCCUGUGGUGAAGGAUUCUUGAUGUGCGCACCGGCUGGGAGCUGCUUCGACAAUGCUGGUGAUCCUGUGGUCGCUGAUGAGACUCGCUUGGUAGAUGUCUGUCCUCCAGACCAUUACUGCAGCGAGAAGGGCUGCUGUCAGAACGGCAAUACGCUUGAAGAAUGCGGUGCAGCGGCCACUGUCGCCACCGUUGUCGGAGUCGUCAAUACUGGCUCUGCCGCGCCUCCAAGCUCUUCGAGCCCACCUGGCUCUCCUGCGGGAUACGAGCCGACUUCAUCAGCAGUGCCUCCACCACCUCCACCUCCACCAUACGGCUCAGUGACUUCGGACACGAGCGUUCCAACAUCGCCUCUGCCGCAUCCCUACUCUCCAACGACCAUCACCGAUUCUUGGUCAUCGACAGUUCCUGGGCCUUCAGGCUACCCACCAGUGACCUCGGAUUCUUGGUCAUCCAAACCCUCUGAGCCCUCUGGCUAUCCCCCUGCCAUCCCAGAUACACCCUCAUCGUCUCCAACUCACCCAAGCGGCUAUCCACCCAUCACCUCAGACUCGUGGACAUCCUCGCCACCUUCGCCAUCUGGAUACCCGCCUAUCAGUCCCACCGAGCCAUCUGGAUACCCUCCUUACAGUCCCACUGAGCCAUCUGGAUACCCUCCAGUCAUCACUGACUCGUGGUCGUCAUCUCCAAGCAUCCCGCCGACGCACCCAACAGUUCCAGUGUAUCCUUCCAAUGGCACGAAUGGUACUGCUCCAUGGUAUCCACCACCGCAGCAGACUACCAAUGGCGGGGCGAAGGGAGAGGUUGCUGGUUGGACCAUCAGCGGGUUGACCUUGUUGGGCCUGGGUUUCUUUUUGUAA